Messenger RNA from Auanema sp. JU1783, 1995 nucleotides. Lineage: Eukaryota; Metazoa; Nematoda; Chromadorea; Rhabditida; Rhabditidae. The record is from the annotation of a GenBank genome assembly.
AUGUCCGCAUCGUCUGUAUCGUUGAAUACAGACGUGAAUGUGAGAUAUGAGAAGUUGGCUACUGAGUAUGGGAAGCUGCGGGCACAAGCUAAGGUACUAAGGGAAGGUGUUCUGGAUGAAAGAGCGAAAAAUGAAAAAGCCAAGGAAGAGUUAAAAAACAGAGACUCUGUCAUUCGGAAACUUCAGAGCGAAAAUGAGAGUUUAAUUUUCCGAAAUGAACAGCUCUCUAAACGGGUUGAAGCGCUUCAGACUGAAGUUGAGCAAUCGAAGGUUCAAAGUAGUAGAAGUUCCAAGAAAGUCAAGGAUAAUCCUUCUAAAGAUGUUCUUGAACAACUUCAAAGUAUGACAAAGAAAGUGGUCGUAUUGGAAGAGGAACUCGCCAACAAACUCGCCCAAAACGAAACUCUCUCUCGAAAGCUCGUUGAAAUGGAAAAUGUACAUAUUGAAGAAAUAUCAGAACAGUCAGAAAAGUUCAGAGUUGAAAUCACCAAGCUUGAUAAAGCUCUUCAAGAUGCUCUUGCUGAUAACACCAAGACUUCUAAAAGGAGACCUGUCGAGCCUGUUCGUCCCUUGUACAUUCACGCUGAGCCUAGAAAAAACUCGCCUGAUCCAAUUGAUCAGCUAGCACCAAAGAGCACAAUGGACGGUUCCAUCUUCGAAGAUGUAUCUGAUGUCUAUCUCCAAGGAUUAGAAUCUUCAAAGCAAAUCCUACAAAAUUUAUCUAAUUUAUUUCACCUGUUAUCCCAAAGAAGUACGCUUUACCCAUUCGAUUCCUCAAUGGAACAACUACCUCGAAAUAUAAAUGAGCUUUCAGUUGAACUAUCAAGCAAAUGUACCCUUAUUAGCAAUUCAGUUGAUGUCAUUGACGAAAUUAUUAACCGCGGCUCAAUCGACUGGACCUCAGAUACCAAGCUACUUCAUGCUUCUCUUGCCUCGUUUGUUUCUAGUUGUAGCGAAUCUCUGACCAAACACUUACAUGAGUUAUCUCGUGAAGAGAGCAAAACGCUUUACGCUGAUAAAAAAAUCGAAGAACUUAAUAGUCAAUGGUGUGAUGCUCUUCUCGAACUCAUCCGAACCAUAUCAGAGCUAACAUAUGUUCUGAAAGACUUGGAUAUGGAAGUGAUAUGCGAAAAGAUGAUCAGCUUCACGGAAUCUGUUCAGAAUGUGGAACGAAUAUUCUCUGACCGAUGGAAGAUUGAGUCCCGCUUUCCAGCAGCUUCUAAGAAACUUCAUUGCAUUUGCGAUGCUAUUAUGGACUGUAUGAAAAAGCUCUCCAUAGAAGCUAACAAAAUAAGUUCGAAGCUGAACUCCAUAGUUCAUUCAGUUGCUGAGCCUCCUGCGAACUCAUGUGAAGAAACUCCUGAUCAACCAGAAGAGCCUCAAUCUGUUGUUGAAGAAGUUAUAUCAGUGGAGAUCUCUCCUAAAUUCGAGUUUUCCGAAACGACAGAAUGCUUAGUGUCUCCUCCCAUACGCGAUUCUUCCAAGGAAGACAUUCUGAUUAUAAACACUUUGAAGGAGCGUGUAGCUGAGCUGGAGCUUGAGAGAGAGAAGCAUUUGGUUGAUUUAUCUCUUCUCAAAAGGAAAGUCGCAAAUCUUCAGUCGACUGGGAAUGAACACAUAGAAAAUGUGGAGAAUAUGAGUGAUGCUGAUCAUGUCAGAGAGUUUGGUAAAUCGCGUCUAAUACAUUUGAUGGAUCAGAGGCAGCAGGCAGAGUCCAAAGCAAUGCACUAUCAUAAGGAAUGUGCCAUUUUGAUAAGAAAAAUUAAGUCAUUGCGUGAAACUAAUGUAAAACUGGAAAGUGAUAUAAUCGAAAUGAACAAGUGCAGAGAGAAGUUGGAGGAUGAACUAUGCUCCGUUCGUCAUGGUUACGAUACUCAGUUGUCUUCGCUCUCUGAACAUAUAGCUGAAUUGAAUGCGAAAGAGAAGAGCAAAACUCAGAAUGUACAAAACUCAACAACGAUAACUACUAGAGGGCUGAAAUCCCUUUUCAAAUAG